Molecule: messenger RNA, 1713 nt
Organism: Trichomycterus rosablanca
Lineage: Eukaryota; Metazoa; Chordata; Actinopteri; Siluriformes; Trichomycteridae
Gene: ndufv1
Product: NADH:ubiquinone oxidoreductase core subunit V1
Exons: 11
Coding region: 97-1554 (485 amino acids)
Biological process (GO): mitochondrial electron transport, NADH to ubiquinone
Molecular function (GO): NADH dehydrogenase (ubiquinone) activity; 4 iron, 4 sulfur cluster binding; FMN binding
Source: RefSeq, a predicted model, not a curated record
AAGAAGAGCGGGCAUCACGUGUAUCCGGUUCAGGUACUGUUUUCCGCCUGGUAUUUUCAGUAAGCAUAGAUCCAGGGACACUAUACCAGGCUAAGAAUGUUGGCGUGUGUCGGCGUGUGUCGCACACUUAGCUCUGGGGUGUCACGUUCUUCCCUGGCUUUUGUGGCUCCUGCGGUCUCCACUUCAGUCAGCAAUGGAAACCAAGUAGCACUGGUGCGCUAUAACAGCACUGUCCAGCAGGACAAACCCAAGAAGACAAAGUUUGGACCGUUGGCUGACCAGGACAGAAUUUUUACCAACUUGUAUGGGCGACAUGACUGGAGGCUUAAAGGUGCACAAAACCGUGGUGACUGGUACAAGACAAAGGAGAUCCUCGAUAAGGGAGUGGACUGGAUUCUCAAUGAGAUCAAAGUGUCUGGUUUGCGUGGCAGAGGAGGUGCCGGUUUUCCUACAGGAAUGAAAUGGGGUUUUAUGAACAAGCCCAGUGAUGGCAGGCCCAAGUACCUUGUGGUGAAUGCUGAUGAGGGAGAACCUGGCACAUGUAAAGACAGAGAGAUCAUGCGUCAUGACCCGCACAAGUUGGUCGAGGGGUGUCUGGUUGCCGGUAGGGCCAUGGGAGCACGUGCUGCCUAUAUCUACAUCCGGGGAGAGUUCUACAACGAGUCUUCCAAUCUGCAGGUUGCCAUUAACGAGGCGUACGGAGCAGGGCUGAUUGGCAAAAACGCCUGCGGCUCAGGCUACGACUUUGAUGUGUAUGUGAUGCGUGGAGCUGGGGCUUACAUCUGCGGAGAGGAGACAGCUCUGAUCGAGUCCAUUGAGGGCAAACAGGGCAAACCUCGCCUGAAGCCUCCCUUCCCCGCUGACGUGGGGGUGUUCGGUUGCCCAACAACGGUCGCGAAUGUGGAGACGGUAUCUGUAGCGCCGACCAUCUGCCGUCGAGGCGGUUCGUGGUUUGCCAGUUUUGGUAGAGAGAGGAACUCUGGCACUAAGCUCUUUAACAUCUCGGGUCACGUGAAUACCCCCUGCACCGUGGAGGAGGAGAUGUCCGUUCCCAUGAAGGAGCUUAUCGAGAGGCAUGCAGGUGGUGUACGUGGAGGCUGGGAUAACCUGCUGUGUGUGAUUCCUGGUGGAUCAUCCACACCACUCGUCCCUAAGCACGUGUGUGAAGACGUUAUGAUGGACUUCGACGGCCUCCUUCAGGCUCAGACUGGACUGGGCACUGCAGCACUUAUCGUCAUGGACAAAUCAACUGAUGUUAUUAGAGCCAUCGCACGUUUAAUCGAAUUCUAUAAACACGAGAGCUGUGGGCAGUGCACUCCCUGUAGAGAAGGAGUGGACUGGAUGAAUAAGAUGAUGUGGCGUUUUGUGAAGGGAGAUGCACGGGAGGCAGAGAUUGACAUGAUCUGGGAGCUCAGCAAACAGAUUGAAGGUCACACCAUUUGUGCUCUGGGUGACGGUGCUGCAUGGCCUGUUCAGGGACUGAUUCGUCACUUCCGUCCCAUCAUGGAGAGCAGGAUCUCAGAGUUCCAGCAGAAACAGCAAGCUAGAGCCUAACACAGGGGCUCCUCUUUUUUCCUAUAAGCAUUUACUUAAUUAUUUAAGAAAAGGAGUGUUCUUUGUCACAGAUAUAUAAACUUCAUGUUUAGAUCAACAUCCAUGUUGUGGGCUUUUCCAUCUUGUGUCAGAGUGACUAAUAAAGUUCUAUGAACCUUG